CUGCUUUUGACUUUUAGGAUAAAAACGUAUAAAUAUGCGUCCAUGAAUUGUUCAGGACUUGCAUUGCUUUCUUUAUCUACCAAUCAAAAUCAUGACUCUUUCGACGCUUAAAAACUGGCUUGACACUACCCAGGGACCCAGUGAAGUGGCCACCAGUGAGGCCGCCGAAUAUGCCGUCAGCGGCGCCCUUUUCAUAGGCGAGGAUCCCUCCGAUCCGGAUGCCAAUGGGUCGGAGAUUUUUGAGUAUCCGGAGAACCAUCCCGUUGCUGUGAGCUCGAUCAUCCAGCAUGCCAGCAACAGAGCAAAAUUCGAUCCCUCAUCGCAGUCGUUAAAGGAGGCCGCCACGGGUCUUGAGGAAUUUAUUACGACGAUCACCACCUUCCCUGCCUUUACGGUUGCUAGCGAUUACAAAGAUUUGAUUCGCCACAAUGGCGAUAUCCAAGCAUUCUUAGAAGAGGUCAACAGGUAUUACUUACGCAGUCAUGAAAAAGAGCGAAAGGAAGCGACAAACAAGAUCAUGAGUGGACUCUUGUCGCAUGAACACUCUGGCGCGCACAGUUACACUAUUUCCCAUCUGACCAUCGAAAAUCUCGGCACCGAAGACGAUCUGUUCCUCCGUGUGCUCUCUAUCAAUCAAAACGUUGACCACGAUGAUAAUGGUAUGAUCAUGUUGACGCAGGAUAACGCCGAAUUGACCAUCACCAAAUUCAAAGUGGACCGCAAGUUUCUGGAGUCCAACGCAGAUAAUCUUGCCACUUUUAUCUCGCGUGCCGAUAUUGAAGAUGUUGUGAAGAAAUUGACCACCCCUCAUUGCAUUCUGCUCUCUUAAAACGCAAAAUAAUGGCUUGUUUUCUUGUAGUCAGAAAACAUGCACCUCGAUUAAGCUGUAUGUUGAAUAAAAAAAAAACAGUUCC
Molecule: messenger RNA, 914 nt
Organism: Radiomyces spectabilis
Lineage: Eukaryota; Fungi; Mucoromycota; Mucoromycetes; Mucorales; Radiomycetaceae
Exons: 1
Coding region: 92-829 (245 amino acids)
Source: RefSeq, a predicted model, not a curated record